Phytophthora sojae is the source of this 945-nucleotide messenger RNA. RefSeq lists its product as hypothetical. The transcript is spliced from 2 exons. Gene Ontology annotation, biological process: fatty acid beta-oxidation. Lineage: Eukaryota; Oomycota; Peronosporomycetes; Peronosporales; Peronosporaceae. The coding region runs from base 1 to 945 and encodes 314 amino acids. Gene Ontology annotation, cellular component: cytosol. The record is from RefSeq and is a predicted model, not a curated record. Gene Ontology annotation, molecular function: enoyl-CoA hydratase activity.
AUGUUCUCGUACAUCAACGACCCAGCGCAGAACCGCGACGCUCUCGUCGCUCGAAGCCGCGAGACGUUGAGGGAGCUGGGCAAGCACGACGACCACGUGGCGCUGCAUCUGCCCUUCUCUCCUGCCCCCAGCGGCUCUAAUGACGCCCUGCCAGUUCGCUCGACGCGGCUGCCGUCGGGGCUCGAGACGCUGCAGAAGACGGCGGUGCUGGAGAUCCACAACCCGUCGGCGCGCAAUGCGCUGAGCGGGAAGAUGAUGGCGCAAUUUGCCGACAUCGUGACGCUGCUGGAGGACCCGGACGUGCACCGCAAGCUGAACGCAGUGGUGGUGAGAGGGACCGGCGGCUGGUUCUGUGCCGGGGCGGACCUGCGCGUGGCUCGGCAGGAGCUCAACUCGAGAGAGGCGGGGGCGGCCAUGGGGGCGCUGAUGGUGGACACCCUGACGAGAUUUCGACGGUUGCCGCUCGUGAGUGUCGCGGCCAUUGAAGGCGGCGCGUAUGGAGGUGGAGCGGAGCUGGCGACGGCCUGCGACUUCAGGAUCAUCGAGAACAACGCAGUCAUUCAGUUCGUGCAGUCUCGCAUGGGCGUCGUGCCGGGGUGGGGUGGCGGAGCUAGACUGUACAAGAUCGUCGGGAGGCAGCAGGCACUCCGGUUGUUGUGUACCGCAGAGAAACUUUCACCUCAACGUGCGAUGCAACUGCAGCUUGUGGACGAUAUUUUCAAUGCUUCGAACCAAGAAGAGGCUGACACUGCGAUCGCCGCGUUUGUCGCGCCAUUCGACGUUAUUGCACCAGCGGUCUCGCACGGAGCGAAGCGUGUGGUCAACAACGCAGAUGAUGUGAGCUUGGAUGAAGUCCUCGAGUACGAGCAUGAUGUCUUCACGACGUUGUGGGGAGGCCCGGCAAAUCUGGAGGCUCUGAAGAAAGCCUUGAACAAGAAGACAUGA